AUGGGAAAUUUAGCCAAUACACCCCCUUCGCAAGAGCUGAUGCACUUAAUACACCAGAAUGAGAAGCACACGUGCGUUUUCACCGGCCUGGAACGAAACCACUCCAUAAGUGCUGUCAACUCGAAAGGGCGGGACCGGGGGAAGAGCUCCUCUUUCUGCACUGGGCCGUCUGGAGGCGGCUGGGGGGGAGGCCUUCUUCCCGGAGGCCGGGCGGUGAAGCACCUCUCCUCCGUGGCCGCCUCCACCCCGGCCCUCGCUCGCCCCUCGAACCCUGACCAUUUCCAGCUGCUCCUCUCGGAGAGGAAACCUUGGGCGACUGCACGGGACGCGCCCAGGCUCGGAGGACAGAGCACGGAGCGAAGGGGCGCGCCGGCAGGGACCCCGGCCCCGGUGAGCACGCGGACAGACAGUGGGCGCGCCGCCACUACAGCCACCCCCGAGGGUGAGCCCAGGGAACUCGGGAUGGAAACAGCAAGCCCGCCGUCAGACACUGCAGGCACCACCUCACCGCCCCUGCCACCCCAACGGCACACCGAGGAAACUCAGGACGCUGGCCCCAGAGAGCUGAGUGAUCACUUGAUGUUCCAACUACCUGGUCUUUGCUGCUAAAACUCCUAUAGAUCCUGGCUCCCCCCUUGCCUCUUUGGAGCAAUCUCUCAGAGUUAUCUGAGAUGCUGUGUCCGGGCUUAAGUCCUCAGUUUUGUCCACCAAAUAAAACGUAACUCUCAACUUUUAGGUGGUGCAUUUUUUUUUCAGUCUACACAU
Molecule: messenger RNA, 765 nt
Organism: Balaenoptera ricei (Rice's whale)
Lineage: Eukaryota; Metazoa; Chordata; Mammalia; Artiodactyla; Balaenopteridae
Exons: 4
Coding region: 1-609 (202 amino acids)
Source: RefSeq, a predicted model, not a curated record